ACCACCUACCCACUACCCACGGUGGGUAUGACUUUUGUAUCCAUACCCACCUUGGCCACCUACAUACCCGCCAAGCUUGCACCCAUACCCGUCCCAACUGGAGUGGGUGCGGUGCGAGACCCGCAUUUCUAUACCCACCUACCAUCCCUAAAUCCAAAGGUGGAAAUACACUCAUUACUCCAAUUUUUUUUUUUUUUUUUUUGAAAAGACUCCAUCUAUUCAUUUCCUCCAGUUCUAAACUUUUCUGGCCAACCUGGAUUAGGUUGACUUGUGCCAGAUUUUCAUUUUCAAUUUCCAUUUCAAAUGUCGACAAACUAUAGUUAAUUAGUUAUGGACCCUACAAUUUCGUAUUCACAGGGACCCACCUCCUAAAUAUACUUCACCAUCACCACCUGAAUGACAACGAAACCACUGUCCAAUGAUGAUGACGAACAACUUCAACUCACCUUCAUUGAAGGACCUUCUCAAAUCUCCAACCUUCAUCAAAAUCACUCUUUUCUCUCUCCUCUCUAUCUCCCUCUUCUUCCUCUUCUCCUCCUUCUCUUCCUCCCCUUUUCCCCUCAAAAGUCUCUCUCCUUCACAGCCAUUGCCGCCAUUUCCGGUGCUCGAGAGAACAGGCAUUGUCGACGAGAAUGGCGCCAUGGUUGAUACCUUCAAUGUCGGGGAGAUUAACCCUUUAUCUUCCGAUGAAAUGCUUGCUAAUAUCACUCGGAAAUACGAGUCAUAUGGACUAUGGAGCUAUGCCGACAAAGGUUAUAAUGAACCUGAAGAUGAAAGCAGCCUAAGUGAUGCUCAAAGGAAGAGACUUGAGGAAGAAAGGAUGAAGGAUGCAAAGGCAUUAUAUCUCAUACAAAAUGCGGUGAAAGAUACCAUUUUUUCAAGAAUUAUGAGGGCUAAUACAGCAAAGGAGGCAAGGGAGAUUCUACAACAAGAGUUCCAGGGAGAUAGCAAGGUGAGAAGUAUUAAACUUCAAUCUUUAAGAAGAGAUUUUGAAAAUUUAAGGAUGAAAGAUAAUGACUUGGUUAAAGAUUAUUUUUCAAGAAUUAUUGAGAUUGUUAAUCAAAUGAAAUCAUAUGGAGAAGAAAUUUCGGAUGAAAAAAUUGUGAAGAAAAUUCUAGUAUCAUUAAAUGACAAAUUUGACAAUAUAGUUACAAUAAUUGAAGAAACAAAAGAUUUAUCCAACAUAACUGUUGAACAACUUAUGGGAUCUCUGGAGUCCCAUGAACAAAGAAAAACUCGUCAAAGUAAUGAUGAAGACAUGAUGGAGACCGCGCUUGCAGCAAAAUUUUCCCUUAAACCAGGGGAAAUCAAGAGAAAUGGGUCCAUGAAGAAGGUCGAGGGUGAAGAUGAAGAAGAUUCACCAAAAUACAAAGAAUACUUCAAAUUUUAUCCCACCGCUACUUCCACUCACCUAAAUUCUAACAGGUUUAGGGUUUUGGAGAAGUAUAAGGUGUGUAAUGAGAGUAUGAGGGAGUUUAUUCCUUGUUUGGAUAAUGUUGAUGUGAUUCGUCGAUUGAAUUCGACGGAAAGAGGGGAGAGAUUUGAGCGGCAUUGUCCUGAGAUUGGGAAAGGUUUGGAUUGUUUGGUUCCUGCUCCUCGGAACUACCGGUCUCCGAUUCCGUGGCCUCAAAGCCGUGAUGAGGUAUGGUUUGAUAAUAUACCUCACACACGGCUGGUUGAAGAUAAAGGAGGCCAGAAUUGGAUAUCAAUUAAGGGAGAGAAAACUGUGUUUCCUGGUGGUGGCACACAAUUUAUUCAUGGUGCUGAUCAAUACUUGGAUCAAAUUUCACAGAUGAUUCCUGACAUAAAAUUUGGCCAUAAUACCAGAGUUGUCUUGGAUAUUGGUUGUGGGGUGGCUAGUUUUGGUGCAUUUUUGCUGCAGCGUAAUGUUAGCACUCUUUCUAUAGCUCCAAAAGAUGUUCAUGAGAACCAGAUUCAAUUUGCACUUGAGCGUGGUGUGCCAGCUAUGGUUUCAGUUUUUGCAACACACCGUCUGUUGUAUCCAAGUCAAGCUUUUGAUUUGAUUCACUGUUCAAGGUGCAGAAUAAAUUGGACACGUGAUGAUGGAAUCUUGCUUCUUGAAGUAAAUAGAAUGUUGAGAGCUGGAGGAUAUUUUGCUUGGGCAGCACAGCCAGUCUAUAAGCAUGAAGUUAAAUUGCAAGAACAGUGGAAAGAAAUGGAGAAUCUUACAUCACGCAUUUGCUGGAAACUGAUAAAAAAGGAGGGUUAUAUUGCUUUAUGGAGGAAGCCUUUGAACAACAGCUGUUACCUAAAUCGUGAAGCUGGAGCACAACCUCCACUUUGUGACCCGAAAGACGAUCCAGACAAUGUUUGGUAUGUAGGCCUGAAGGCCUGCAUUACAAGGAUACCUAAUAAUGGAUCUGGAGCUAAUGUGUCCACUUGGCCUGAGCGCCUACAUCACCCCCCGGAUAGACUACAGACAAUUCAGAUGGAUGCCUUCGCUGCCAGAAAGGAACUCAUGAAGGCAGAGUCAAAAUAUUGGAAGGAAAUUAUUCAAAGUUAUAUUAGUGCCUUUCGCUGGAGGGAGUUGAAGAUACGAAAUGUAAUGGAUAUGAGGGCUGGAUUUGGAGGGUUUGCAGCAGCAUUACAUGAAUUUGAUCUUAAUUGUUGGGUUAUGAAUGUGGUCCCAGUCAGUGGGUUCAAUACCUUGCCAGUAAUCUAUGAUCGUGGUCUCCUUGGAGUUAUGCAUGACUGGUGCGAGUCAUUUGAUACUUACCCAAGGACAUAUGACUUGCUGCAUGCAUCCGGUCUCUUUUCCGUUGAGAGGAAAAAAUGCAAUAUUUCCACCAUCAUGCUUGAAAUGGAUCGUAUACUAAGACCAGAUGGUAAAAUUUAUGUACGAGACUCAAUCUCUGUCUUGGAUGAGCUUCAAGAGCUUGCAGCUGCAAUGAGCUGGGUAUGCUUUCUUCAUGACACAGGCGAGGGUCUUCAUGCUAGUUGGAAGAUCUUGAGAUGCAGCAAGAAACAAUAACCCCUUUUAGCUGAUAAUUGUUGAAACAUCUUGCAAGUUUUUCUCUCCUCAAAUUAUCACAUAAAUUGUUCACAAGCUAGGGGUCAAUAUAGCAUAGUUUAAUCCCACUAUAGUAUACCUGUAUCAUAGUUUUAGUCAAAUAGGCAUUGUCUCAUACUAAUACUUUGGAUUUUGAGAUCACAACUCCAAAGAUUGGAGCAUAGAAAGAUAGAACUUACUGCACUGUAUCCCUGAUCAAGGGAAAAUAAAUUCUUUGUGAGUUGUAACCAUUCAACCUAGAAAGUUUGUUGUGUAGUUAAUGUUAUUGUUCUAUAAUG
Molecule: messenger RNA, 3309 nt
Organism: Chenopodium quinoa (quinoa)
Lineage: Eukaryota; Viridiplantae; Streptophyta; Magnoliopsida; Caryophyllales; Amaranthaceae
Product: probable methyltransferase PMT10
Exons: 11
Coding region: 419-2992 (857 amino acids)
Cellular component (GO): trans-Golgi network; endosome; cytoplasm
Molecular function (GO): methyltransferase activity
Source: RefSeq, a predicted model, not a curated record